AUGUCCACCUCAGAAAAGGUCUCCACCCCACCGCCAGCCCAUACGGCUGCUAUGCGAUCUUCCGCUACCUCAACCAUUGUGGAAUCGGCCGUCAAGGGAGAUUUAGAACAUGCGGGAAACAGAAACACGAUGACUCUCUGGGACUAUUUGAAGGCAGAUGUAGACCCAGCACAGACGACGGCACCCUUGGCUGCGUACUGCUUUAUGACUGGUUACAUCGACGUUAUUUCCUUCUCUGCUAUCUUCGUGUGGUGCGGUUUCCAAACAGGAAAUUUUGCCCAGCUGGCUCUCGCUCUCGGUCGUUUGUUUGAAGGCCCUCCGGGACUGCGUGAUACGAGCUUCCACAGGGCUGAUCAGCAAGCAUUGUGCUCUCUUAUCUCAUUCAACCUCGGAGCAUUCGUUGGAAGGAUCGGUGAUCGUGUUGGCGCGCACAAGCGGAUAUGGCUCGUCGCCGGAACAUUCAUCCAGGCUCUUCUGACAAUGGCUGGUGCCAUUGCAUUCUGGAAAUCAGCUUCUUCAUCCAUCGCUGACGAAAGAGACGACCCCGCUUGGACAAAUGCCCUCUCAUUUGUCGGCCUCGCAUUCAUGAGUGCCAGUUUAGGCGUGCAGGGAAUUCUGGGAAAACGCCUAAACACGCAAUUCGGAACCACAAUUGUUCUGACGACGGUUUGGGUUGAGCUGAUGUCCGAUCCGAGAUUGUUCAAGCUCCGGCAGCGCGUUAUGACGCGCGACCACAGGCUUAUCGCUGCGGUGUCAUUAUUUAUUGGCGCAUUCGUUGGACGUGCUAUCCUUGCUCAACUAGGGACUGCUGCCACCUUGGGAAUCGGUGUCGGCUUCAGAAUGCUUAUCACCUUCUCAUGGAUCUUCGUCCCCGGUAAAGCCGCUCGUCGAUGA
Molecule: messenger RNA, 894 nt
Organism: Psilocybe cubensis
Lineage: Eukaryota; Fungi; Basidiomycota; Agaricomycetes; Agaricales; Agrocybaceae
Exons: 4
Coding region: 1-894 (297 amino acids)
Source: RefSeq, a predicted model, not a curated record